AUGACGGAAAUAAAUCAAGAGGUAUCAGAAGUCAAAAAAGCUCGUCACGAUUGGUAUCAAAAUGAAAGUCAAAUAGUUUUAAGUAUAUUAUCAAAAAAUAUUAAUGAAAAAGAUUUUUUUAUUAAUUUCACGCCUGAAACAUUAAAUGUAUCGUUCAAUAAUGAAAAUGGUAUAAAACAUAAUUUAAACUUUAAUUUACUUUACGAGAUCAACCCAUCUGAAUGUUUAUACAAAAUAUCACCUUCUAAAGUUGAAAUAAAACUUAAAAAAAAGGAAGGAUUCUGGUGGAAAACAUUAGAAAAAGAUUUAACAACUUGUACAGAAACAAAUAAGCAGACUAUGUCAAAAGUAUAUCCUAGCUCAUCAGUUAAACCAAAAGACUGGGACAAAAUUGUAGGUGAUAUUUAUAAAGAAGAUGACAAAUUAGAAGCUGAUGAUGCACUAAAUGCAAUUUUUCAAAAAAUUUACGCAGAAGGAAACGUAAAAAAAGAAAAAGUUACUAUGAAACCACCCGAUGGAAUGGAAUGGAAAAAAUGGAAUUAA
This is a messenger RNA of Pediculus humanus corporis (human body louse), 543 nucleotides long. RefSeq names its product chaperone binding protein, putative. Bases 1 to 543 code for a protein of 180 amino acids. The transcript has 4 exons. NCBI's taxonomy places the organism in Eukaryota, Metazoa, Arthropoda, Insecta, Psocodea, Pediculidae. Gene Ontology annotation, molecular function: protein-folding chaperone binding. Gene Ontology annotation, biological process: protein stabilization. The record is from RefSeq and is a predicted model, not a curated record.